This is a messenger RNA of Paraglomus brasilianum, 224 nucleotides long. The record is from the annotation of a GenBank genome assembly. NCBI's taxonomy places the organism in Eukaryota, Fungi, Glomeromycota, Glomeromycetes, Paraglomerales, Paraglomeraceae.
GGAGAAAAAAAGGUCUUCACAAAGAAUCUGUACGAGAAGUUGAUGGUUCCCGAAUUUUUUUCGAUCUAUAUUUAAAAAUAUCCAAAGCCGAGGAAAAUAGCGAUAAUGCACGUCAUGAAGUCUUAAGAGCAUAUUACUUCCUUGGAGAGGAAUUGGAGAAACGCCUUACCAACUAUAAACAAUCUAUGGAAGAACAUGAGGCUCAAAAGAAGGUUAACGAUGAG